Baudoinia panamericana UAMH 10762 is the source of this 1450-nucleotide messenger RNA. RefSeq lists its product as uncharacterized. NCBI's taxonomy places the organism in Eukaryota, Fungi, Ascomycota, Dothideomycetes, Mycosphaerellales, Teratosphaeriaceae. The coding region runs from base 291 to 1163 and encodes 290 amino acids. The transcript has a single exon. The record is from RefSeq and is a predicted model, not a curated record.
CACCGCCGCGCAACCAAGUGAAGUGUAAUCUGUUCUGGAAUAUCACACUGCGGGCAUCUCUUCGCUAUGCUGUAAAACUGUACUCAGUGGACGAGGUUUCCCGAGCUUUCCGCUGUCGGCCCGAGGUUUGAACAGCGGAACUGGUCCGCUGGUCGGCCCAAACGCGCGAGCUAGCUCAUUGGGAAGCUGACAGGUUGCCCGAUCUUACCAUUGAUCGUCACCGACUGCUGAGUCGGAAAUGAACAUGCAGUGCAGAAGCAAACGCUAGGACAUCGUCUCUGUUUCCAACAAUGUCAACAACCGGCCAAUUCUCGUCUAAGAACCCAACCAUCAAGCGGAUACUGAAGGAAGCAUCUGAACUCGCCAACCAUUCCUCUGCAGACUACCAUGCCGCACCGUUAGAAGCAGACCUAUUCGAAUGGCACUUCACGCUACGUGGUCCACCCGCACCCUCACCAUUCGAGGGGGGUGUUUAUCACGGUCGCAUCGUGCUACCGCCGGCAUACCCGCUGAAACCACCUAGCUUCCGCUUUCUGACGCCCACCGGCCGCUUCGAAGUAAAUCGGGAGAUCUGUCUCAGCAUCAGCGGGCACCAUGAAGAGACGUGGCAGCCUGCGUGGGGCAUAAGGACGGCUUUGGUCGCGAUACGCUCGUUUAUGGAUACGAGCGCUAGCGGGCAGCUAGGAGGGAUGGAGGCGAGUGAGGAGGUGAGAAAGAGGAUGGCGGGGCAGAGUGCGGGGUGGAAGUGUCCCGCGUGCGCGAAGACGAAUGCUGAGAUCAUGAGGGAGCAGGAGGAGACGGUUAGGGAGCAGGGGGCGGAGGCCGAGAUGGAGGAGACGGUGCCGGAGGAGUUGCGGUUGGCGUAUAGGGAGGAUCUAGCGCAGAAGCCCGAGCCUGCUAAGGAGACGAAUGGAGGAGCGAAGACGCCUGCUCUCGCAGCACCAGCGAGUGAGCCAAACAUACAAGCCGAAAAUGCGUCACCGCAGCCAGCACCAGCACCACAAACUCAAGCAGCACCGCAGCAACACCCCGCUCAACCACCGCAACAGCAGCCCGCCCAGCCACAGCGGCAGAACGAGGAAAUACCGCCUUGGAUCGACAAAGCCAUUUAUGGUGUGGUGGGAGCUUUGGUGUUUUUGGUUUGGCGGAAGUGGUUUUGGUGAGCUCACCAGCUCAAACCCAUCAAGAAGAUUUAUUGUCAUACAUGCUCACUUUAGCGUGGCGCGAGCGGAGUUAAGCAGAAACCGGAGUCUGCUUCUUUCGUCUAUGAGCGAAGGACGUCCUUCUGAACCUUUUUACUGUACACUGAUUAAGAGGUAAAGUAGAGCCCGGGAAGCUUGUUGUAUAACUGUCCGCAGUCAGAGGACGACACCCUUUAGUAGGCGAUGAACCUAUGUAGGCGCGCUGCGCAUUCUCCACAGAGUCAGUACUUUUUCGCCUUCGGUCAACA